Messenger RNA from Rhagoletis zephyria (snowberry fruit fly), 1071 nucleotides. NCBI's taxonomy places the organism in Eukaryota, Metazoa, Arthropoda, Insecta, Diptera, Tephritidae. The record is from RefSeq and is a predicted model, not a curated record.
AUGAAGCUCAGUCCGCAGACGAUCGCCGCGAACAUCGCCGCGGCGGCUGCCGAACUGGAGGAGCAGGCAGCGGCGGCGGCAAACAGUUCAAAUUCGACUUCCACGACGACCACAACAACAGGCAACAAAAGCGGCGGAGGCAGCGUCGGCAACAGCAACAACAACAACAACCACGGCGAGACAGUCAGCGCGAUGGUUUCCACGGCGUCCACAGGCAGCUCCGCUGGUAGUGCUGGAGCUAGUGGUGGUGGGGCAAUGAUUGGCAGCAGUACCGCUCAGCCUGGUGGCCAGCACAACUCCACGUCCACCUCCAACAGCAACACCAUCGGCGGCACAAUGAACCAAAAUCAGGCGCAACAGCAGCAGCAACAACAACAGAAUCAACUUCAGGCACAGCAAGCCCAGCAACAAGCUCAGCAGCAGCAAGUGCCCGCCAAUCCGCCGGGCAAGUCGACGCCAAAGGACACCCAGGUGGUGGCGGCCAUCCUCAAGGAGAUGGGCAUCACCGAGUACGAGCCUCGUGUCCUUCCGCAACUGGUGGAGUUUGCCUACCGCUACGCGUCACGUGUCCUCGAGGAUGCCCAGCUCUUCUCCUCGUACGCGAAGAAGAAAAACAUCGACAGCGAUGACGUCGGCAUCGCCGUGCAGAUGCAGAUGGAGCGCGCCUUUGUGGGGCCGCCGCCGCGGGACGCCCUCCUCGAGAUUGCCCGCAACAAGAACAACCAACCGCUGCCGCCUAUCAAGUCACACAAUGGCAUGCGUCUGCCCGCAGACCGCUACAGCCUGGUGGCGCCCAACCUCCGCCUGGUCUCCACUGGCAACAGCGCUGGUGGUGGCAGCCACAUCGGCGGACAGGCCCAGGGCAAUGCCAAGGGCCAGAUGAUGAUGGGGCAGGGGGCAAGGCCUCGCCCCAGCGCCAGCUCCUCGUCCAUGCUCACGAAGACGGUGUUUGCGGUGAAAACGCCCGCCCACAUGCUGCAGCAACAGUCCUCCUCAUCCAACACAGCCUCCGCCGCCGCCAGCAACUCCGAAGCUCUAAUGGGCGUCAAGCGACGGCUCGAUGAGACGUAG